Orycteropus afer afer is the source of this 306-nucleotide messenger RNA. The record is from RefSeq and is a predicted model, not a curated record. NCBI's taxonomy places the organism in Eukaryota, Metazoa, Chordata, Mammalia, Tubulidentata, Orycteropodidae.
AUGGACAUCCACAUCAGCAGCAGAGACUUCCGCUGCCUGCAACUGGCCUGUGUGGCCAUUGGCCUGGUGGCUGGCAGCAUCAUCAUCGGUGUCUCUGUGUCCAAAGCUGCAGCUGCCAUGGGUGGUGUCUUCAUUGGUGCUGCUGGUCUGGGGAGUCUGAGAAUCCGCCCUCAAUCAGGGCCAGACCAUGGGGAGGGAGGCUCCACCGCCAAUGGCAAUAAGGAGGGAACCCGCAGCAGCCUGUCCACCGUGAGCAAGACCCUGGAGAAGCUGAAGCCAGGGGGCCGGGGCACAGAGGAGGGCUAA